AUGUUUACCCUGCUGAUUUUGGGACUGGUAGUACACAUCUGGGAGUUUUAUUUCUCACCAGCAAACAACUUGUCUUUCCACACAUCCUUCUCACCCCCGCUCCCAGCGAGGCUCGCCGAACAUACACCGCAGCUGAUGCAUGAUCUAUGGACGCCUUUUAUCCACGAUAUCAAUACUACACACUUCUUGACAAAAGAAGGAUAUCAUUACAACAUUCCUCAUGGCACACAUCAUUGGCAAGAGCCCUCAGGCAAGAAGCUGCUCAUCUUGGAUGUCGAUACGCGGCUAGACACAGGCCCUGGCGCCAUGAUGAACGAAUCGUCCUUGAACUCCAAUGAAAUGACAGGGAGAACUGCUGGAAUGAUGAAUCACUACCUCUAUGCUAUGAUUCACGGGUACAACUACCGAUUUAUCCGAGCUCCUCCCUACCCUAAUCGCCAUGGGACCUGGGUCAAGGUCCCAAUGAUCAAAGAAGCGCUCAAGACUCACGAAAUCGUUGUUUUUCUCGACGCCGAUGCCAUCUUUAUGUAUCCGGAGAUGCCCUUCGAGUGGCUGAUGAGUCUAUGGAACGUGACGGAUAAUACUCUGGUCGCUAUGGCCAGUGACCCGAACUCCCCAAGAAACCGCGACGCCAACGGCCGAGUGAUGCAUAACACGGGCUUCAUCAUCGCUCAGCAGAGUAACCGAACACAAGAACUCUUCCACAACUGGGAACAAUGUCCCACGGAUAAAAAAUACAAAGGAUGUAAGCGCUGGGCGAAGGAUUGGGCACAUGAGCAAGCCGCUUUCUCGAAUUAUAUCCGGUAUGAUUAUAAUUCAACAGAGGAGGUUAUCAUGAUACCAUGCAUGGACGGAAAUGGCGCCCCCUACAUUGGCGAUAAGACAUGUGGUGGAGUCUUUGUCCGUCAUCACUGGUUUCACAAGGACUAUCCUGCCAAAGACUUGCUUCGACUCAUGCAGGAUGCGUUCGUGAGUUAG
Fusarium keratoplasticum is the source of this 978-nucleotide messenger RNA. RefSeq lists its product as uncharacterized. Gene Ontology annotation, cellular component: Golgi membrane. The transcript has 3 exons. The record is from RefSeq and is a predicted model, not a curated record. Bases 1 to 978 code for a protein of 325 amino acids. Gene Ontology annotation, biological process: protein N-linked glycosylation. NCBI's taxonomy places the organism in Eukaryota, Fungi, Ascomycota, Sordariomycetes, Hypocreales, Nectriaceae. Gene Ontology annotation, molecular function: glycosyltransferase activity.